UCAUCAGUGAGGGCUCGCUAUUCAAAGCUUGGCUGACGAAUGAGCUUCAAGAUGUAGUCGGAUGCUUGCUAUUUAAACUCCGAUUGUAGCGCGAAGUAUCUCCUGGUACCCACCUAUAUUCCCAAGUGGGGCUGCGUAGGCACCUUGGACAAUUGACACUGGCUUGACAUGCGACAGCAGAAAGAACAUGAUGGCCUCCAAGCGAUUGAUUGUUCGGUGGGCAGCCCUGACAGCAAAAAGAUGUUCCAAGAGGAUCCAGUUUCAAUGAAGGAAAUGUUCCUUGUGGAUAAGUCCAUCGUGUGGUAUGGCAACAACUCUUCAAAAGAUCAACGAGCACAGACGACAGUUAACGGUUCGGGUGUCGAAAAGAAGUUGGGGAACGUCGAGUUGGAGAGUUGGGGUACAGGCUGGUCUUCGAAGAAUUUGAACGAUGGCUCUCAAAUCACGAUCAGGGGUGAUCGAAGUAUCAGUUUCUGUCGACCCUGGCCGUCAUUAUCCAUGAUCGAUCCGUUCCGGUUCUCGGCAUGGAGACAGUUGGCAGCAGACAAGAGCUCCAGUGCCAGAUCAAAUCCAAGAUCUCCAACUAGAGAGAAGUACCUCCAGGGUUGGAAGACAAGGGCACUACGAGCAGUUUCCAUAAUGGGAGUGGGAUUUCACUCUCUCGUCAUCCUGAACAUCAAGGUAUACCACCAAGUACAGAGCAGCAGUUCGCUCCAAAAGUGCUCCGCAUUAUACCCAGAAGGCGGGAAUGUCAGCAACGCACAGCGGUCGCCAAAUCCACCAGCAGAUGGCAUACAAGUACACAGUCGACGCACUGUUCCUUACAGGGUCCCCUCUCAGGUACAGCAAUUUCUACCCGGUGUACAGUUAGGUGCCCUCAUACUGCAAGGCCCCAUUGAUGCAAACGCCCCCAUGGUGCAAGCCUUCUGGGAGCCAAACUUCCAGAUUUGUAUGGCAUGA
Messenger RNA from Neurospora tetraspora, 960 nucleotides. RefSeq lists its product as uncharacterized. Bases 169 to 960 code for a protein of 263 amino acids. Lineage: Eukaryota; Fungi; Ascomycota; Sordariomycetes; Sordariales; Sordariaceae. The transcript is spliced from 3 exons. The record is from RefSeq and is a predicted model, not a curated record.